ACACUCCUCAGUUAUGGCACUCCAGCUUAGAAGACUUGCAGCUGCAUUGGGAUACCCGCCACAACAAGUUCGAGCCUUGUCUCAAUUGGGCUUCGGAGCUUGUUACAGUUCCAUUGCUUCCUCUGACUCCUCUGAUUAUGGGGUUGGAACUAAACCCCAAGAUUUCCGAAGCUGGCCUAACGGAGGUGGGUCUUUUCACAAGUCUGCCAGCAUUGACCCAACAGCGUUUGUGGAGUUUGGUGCUGCUGUGCAUUCGAAGUCCGUUGUGGGUGAGCAUGUUUGUAUUGGUUCCGGAGCUGUUAUUGGACCUGGUGUUUCAGUUGGGCAAUCGACCAAAAUAGGGUAGUGAUCUGAUUUUCUGUAAUUUGGACUUUCGUUUUGUUUAGAGAAAAUUAUAUGUAACCCCAAUUUUCUAAAGAGGUAUUAGGAAAAAUCCAUGAAUAUUUUCCUAUCAAUCUACAUCGUAGGUACAACCACAUCUUCUUGUUCUGUCUGUAGAUGCCAGCGGAAGGGUAUGUAAUGGUUACUCUAGCCUUAGGCAAACACAAAUUUCUAGUAAUUUGAUAACACUCCACAAAUGCUAUCUGGAGGUGUUACAAUAUGCUUGUAAUCAACUCUA
Molecule: messenger RNA, 619 nt
Organism: Rosa rugosa (rugosa rose)
Lineage: Eukaryota; Viridiplantae; Streptophyta; Magnoliopsida; Rosales; Rosaceae
Product: probable UDP-3-O-acylglucosamine N-acyltransferase 2, mitochondrial
Exons: 2
Coding region: 14-346 (110 amino acids)
Biological process (GO): lipid A biosynthetic process
Source: RefSeq, a predicted model, not a curated record